Molecule: messenger RNA, 696 nt
Organism: Chrysochloris asiatica (Cape golden mole)
Lineage: Eukaryota; Metazoa; Chordata; Mammalia; Afrosoricida; Chrysochloridae
Gene: IL22RA2
Product: interleukin 22 receptor, alpha 2
Exons: 6
Molecular function (GO): interleukin-22 receptor activity; protein binding
Source: RefSeq, a predicted model, not a curated record
AUGAAGUCUACACAUUGCUGUCUAGGCUUCCUCAUCGGUUUCCUCCUGACAGAUGGAAUAAAAGCUCAAUCAGCCCAGGAAUCUCUGAAGCCCCAGAGGGUAUAAUUCCAGUCCUGAAAUUUUCACAACAUUUUGCACUGGCAGCCUGGGAAGGUGCUUACGGGCACUCACAAUAUCUAUUUUGUUCAGUACAAAAUUAGUGGUCAGAAACAUUGGACAAAGAAAGAGGACUGCUGGGGUAUUCAGGAACUCUUUUGUGACCUUACCAAUGAAACUGUAGGCAUUCAAGAACCGUAUUAUGGGAGAGUUAAAGCAACUGCAUCUAAGACCCACUCCAGCUGUAGCAUGACCCCACGGUUCAUUCCCUGGUGGGAAACUAAAAUAAACCCUCCUGCCAUAAAUAUAACGCAACUUGAUGGAUCUUUGUUGGUCAGUCUCUGUGCUCCAAAUUCACCAUACAGAGACCAAAAAGGAAAAAAUAUAUCAAUGGAAAAUUACUAUAAAUUAGUAUACAGGGUGUUUAUAAUUAACAAUUCACUAAAAAAGGAGCAAAAGGUUGACGAAGGAGCUGACAGAGUUGUUGAAAUUGAAGCUCAAACACUUCACACAGGAUACUGCGUAGUGGCUGAAAUAUAUCAGCCCCUGUUAGACAGAAGAAGUCAGAGAAGUCAAAAGAGAUGCGUGGAAAUUCUGUGA